Molecule: messenger RNA, 4418 nt
Organism: Vanessa tameamea
Lineage: Eukaryota; Metazoa; Arthropoda; Insecta; Lepidoptera; Nymphalidae
Gene: sr
Product: early growth response protein 3
Exons: 2
Coding region: 583-1782 (399 amino acids)
Biological process (GO): regulation of transcription by RNA polymerase II
Molecular function (GO): RNA polymerase II cis-regulatory region sequence-specific DNA binding; DNA-binding transcription factor activity, RNA polymerase II-specific
Source: RefSeq, a predicted model, not a curated record
CUACACUUGUGCGCCCGGUAGUUUUCGCGCGCCUCCCUUCGUCGUCGCGACGCCGCGCCAUUUUCUCGCGCACGUGGGCGACGACGGCUUUGUGAGGGCACCCGGCUCGAACGCCAUUAACGCGGCCGUCGUGAAUGAAUGCCGACCUCGACCGGGUGGCUAGCGUCCAUUGAUAGGGCGCGCGGCGGUCCACGACCGCGGCACCGCGCCUCAUCGAACGGGGGCGGCGUGCUGCACGCCCUCGCCGACUCGUGCUCGCCUCAGUCGAGGAUGUGGCGCUCUCGGCGCGACGACACUCAACGCGUGCAAAAUUUGUGUUCAUUUAUCAGUAGACGCUCGUGACCAUUCAGUGUGAUUACCGUACCGCUUUUCGUAGAUUCCUAUACGUAAUGAUCUGUGAUCACGUCAAUUUCUUUAGGACAUUAAGUAAAUAAGUUAGUUUUACCGCGCUUUUGCAGCGUAGUCCAUCGAAGCGCAAAUCGCUGUGUUUGUGUGUAAGCGUGUCUGUGCCGAAGUGUGUGCGUGUGCGGCUGUGCCGCUUAUGGUGGUGUGGAGUGCGCGGUACGGGGAUGCGCUCGUGCGAUGCUCUCGGUGUUCGCGAUGCGUCGGCCGGAGGACGAGGAGCUAGGCGGUCGCGGCGACGGCGACGAGUUCGUGGACAUCUCACAUAUGCAACUACUUGUAGAGGCAGGCCCGAGCGGGUUGCACUACGGCGGUCCGCAACCACCUCUUGCGCAGCCGCAGCCCUACGCUCAACUGCCUGCGCACACGUCCCCAGUGACGGCCACGGCCACCUCCACUACCGCCUCCGUCGACGACUUGUUUGCCCUCUAUUUUACACCAACCACCCAUGGUACUUUGCCAGGCGAUGAGUUGUCGCUGGGAUGUUCGCCGCGGCGACACAAACAUGAGGCUUCGUUGUCUCCCGGUGCGCGCGCCGAGGACGCCAGUAAUGCGUCAAGCGCAAGCGCCUCGCUAUAUGCAACACCGAUGGGUGGCAAACGCGCACCCUCGCCUCCGCUACAGUGGCUGCUGCCGUCUGGUCCCGGCCCAGGUAGCGUCGAUAAAUAUUUUCAACAAGAGUAUGAAGAACGUAUUGAACUACUCCCUCCUGAAUGUCAGCCUUCUUAUUGUCCCCCUCCACAAGCUUGUCCGCAACAACAUUGUGAAUAUCGACCUCAGCCUCAGCAACAACCCCAACAUUCGUGGGAAACACAAGAGUAUGCUAGCGUACCGCAGCCGACUCCUGGACCCUCAGGAAUACCUAAACGAGAGCCUUAUCCUAGUCCAGCCAGCGACAGGCCUGUUCAGUUAGCCGAAUUUAACCAGUCCACGAGUAAAGGUCACGAAAUUCUUUCUCAAGUAUAUCAGCAGAGCGCUCAACCUCUUCGAUUAGUUGCUGUUAAGCCUCGCAAGUAUCCUAAUCGUCCGAGCAAGACGCCUGUUCACGAGCGGCCUUACGCCUGUCCUGUGGAAGGAUGCGAUCGCAGAUUUUCACGAUCGGACGAGCUGACGAGGCACAUACGCAUUCACACAGGCCAAAAACCGUUCCAGUGUCGCAUCUGCAUGCGCUCGUUCAGUCGAUCUGACCAUUUGACGACGCAUGUGAGAACGCAUACAGGCGAAAAACCCUUUGCUUGCGAUGUAUGUGGACGUAAAUUCGCAAGGUCGGACGAGAAAAAACGCCAUGCAAAAGUGCAUUUGAAGCAACGACUGAAACGGGAGCGCGGUGGAGGCGGACCAACGCACCACCACGAGCCGCAUCCGCACGCGCCGCUCUAGCCCGCCGUCCCCGGCUCUGCCGCAGCGACCUCCACCGCGCCCGCGCCGUCGCCGGCGCUUUCGCCCGCACAUUCCAGUGAGGACGCGCCCGCCUCUGUCGCGAGAUCCGGAACCGCGGAUAAAUGAACUGUUAAUUACUUUCACGUUGAAGUUAUUAAAUAAUUUCAUCGCAUAGGUGUAAAGAAGUUGUCUUUAACGAAGCUUUAUUAACUCUACAUUUGUAAAUUCACUGAAAUUUAUAUAUCUUUUUAUACAUAUUUGUAACUAUUACGAUAGAAACGAUCAACUUGAUGUAUUUAUUUUAAUUAGAUAGGAUAAUCGAAUGAAUUAGACUGGGAACAAAUAUAACUACGAAGCGAUGUGGCCUAAAGUGUCCAACGCGACGGAAGAUUACGUGACUACGUCCCCGACAUAUUCGGUGUAGCACUAACACAUAUCUUUCUGUCUGACGAUAGUCUUUAGCUAAACAUUAGAAAUGUUUCCAAGAUUGUUAUUGACCGUAAGGUCAAGUUCAUGUGUGUGCUGAAGUGAUCGUUGAGAAGUGAUAUGUAAUAGGCCUAUUUGCAGAAAGUUUCAGUUCAGAAAAUAUUUGCCAGUUGCUAAUAUAGGUUUAUAGAUUAACGAGCGUAGAUAGGUACUGUUUACUAUUAAAAAUAUUUACCUUCUAUUGAUGUUACAUUAAUUUAUGGCAAACAUUUUCUGACAAAACUGUCUUCUUAUUUAUUAAGUAGGAAUGUAUGUUAAUGUUCUUAUACUUUACAAAACUAACGUGAAACUGUGCCAUCAUUUAACUUUACCACGUGCCACGGCAAUUUGUUUUAAUACUAAGUGUAACACGACUGCUGAUUAAGUGAUAAUUAUUAUGAUAAAUAUCUUAUUUUAUUUUUAAUAUUUCUAGUCGAAGAUAUGGGUGUGAGAAUGUCGACUAAAGUUUGCUCUUGACCGUCAACUAAGAAACCCAUUCCUCCUAUUUUCGACAGCUGCUGUCAUGAUCUUUUCUUGCUCAAAUAUUUGUUUAACAAAAUUUGCUCAAUCCUCUGGUUUUAUACUUACCGACUAAAUGGAUCUUCUACUCUAUAUCUCUAUAUCCGGCUUACUUUUACUGCACUUUGUUUUCUGUUACAUUCUUCCAAUUCUAUUUAUUUAUUUAUUUUUAUAAUUAGACUAAUUUAGUAAAGUUAUUAAGCUCGUAGAAUUUAAAUUUUGAUCUCUUAAUCAAUAUUAAUUAUUUGCAAGUAUAGCGAGGGCCCCUGUUUAUAAUACUCAAGUCUUCUGUUUAGAUACAAAUACCAUGGUGUACAAUCAAUUUUGUUAGUUUCAUAGCAGCUGAAAUUUCAAUUAGGUAGUUAAUUUUAGCGCAAUUGAACCACUUCGGUGGACAGGAUUUCGACCGCUGUCACUGACAUCGAUUAUUUAACUAACAUAACAGUAUCAUUUGUAAUUGUUUACGUAAUGUUUUAUAAUUAAUAUAUAGAGCACAAAUAGUUUUACAUAUUUAUAGUUCAAAGUAUAUACGAAUCUAUAUAUUUAUAUUAAAAGCCUUCAACUUAAAACAUGGUUGUAUAAAAGUUCAAUAGAACGUUAUUUAUUUAAUAAAUUGUUGAAUUGAUCGCUAAGCAAGUGUAGUGCAAUCUGUAAAUAAAUCAAGUUAGAACAAAAAAAAAACAAAUCUAAACUUAGUCACCCUACAAAAAAGUGAUAAAUGUACAACAGGGUGGGCCUUUCGAAUAAAAUACAAUCGUUAUUAAUUAAGAUAUCUGACAAUAAUAUAACUAACAUUUGCGCCUCUUAUGUCUAACCGCGUAAUAAGGUAGCGGCGAUCUAUCCUAGGUUUUUACAAAAUUUUGUCUCCUGUUCUCUCUUCAGCCGCACGUCUAAUCUACCAAACUAAAGUCACCGGAGCUCGAACCGAUCGCACGCUAAUGUACACCUUUACACAAGUAUACUUGAUAAGGAUGUGGUGUACGACUUUAUAAUGUUUUUACUACUGUAGAUGAGACGUAGUCUCUGUUAGGCAAGGCUAGCGUAGAUAGGUUUUAAUAAAGUGUAUUCGUGUUAGUAAAACAAGUGAAAAUUGAAACGGAGAAGACUAAAUUCUUAAACAUUUUAUGUAAUGUUGCAACGCGUUGAAGUUAUUGAUAUACAAUUUGUAUUAUGAUACCAUGUUGAGCGUCUCGUGGUAGCCGGCCGCUCGCUGCGACCACGGGACAGCGCCUACUUACAUUGUUGAAACCUCUAUUAUAUUCCAGCUCUGUUGCGGAACUCUCGCCAUUAGUUACAUUUCAGGUUACUCUCUAGCUCUUAAUGACUUUAUAGAAACGAAUAAAAAAAAGAGAUGUUCAUGGUGUUCACUGGAUAGUGAAGUGUACGAAUUUCCUGUAUGUUGACCUAAAAUUUAAGCUGUCUUAUGUAUUUCACUGGAGUGAAAGAUGUUGUUGAUGUUCUAAAUUUAGAUAGUUUUAAGUCUACUUAGGUAUUGUUAAAUCUCACUAAUUUUUACUAAAUUCUAUUUAAUAUAUUUGUAAAUACACUCCGAUUUCAUUUGAAUUUAAUGUGUAUAUAAGAGAAAAGAACAUUUUUAUUUAAUAUGAAAAUUCACCUAAGGUGCGAAAAUACAAAUUGUUGAAAAAUUUAAA